AGACGCAUCCAGAAAGAGCUCAAGGACAUCAACAGCCAGCCCAUUCCUGGCGUAACUGUCGAACCUCUAGAGGAUAACCUCUUCAUCUGGAACUGCUCGAUCGCAGCAGCUGGAGAUAGUCCAUAUAAGGGUGGCACCUUCAACUUCAAGGUCGAGCUCCCGGACAACUAUCCCUUCAAAGCGCCUUCCGUGACGUUCUCGACUAAGAUCUACCAUCCCGGAAUCAACGAAGAGGGCCACAUCUGCGUACCCAUCCUCCGCGAUCAGUGGAAACCUGCUAUCACACUGUCCACCGUGUUGAACGUCAUACAGGAGAAAGUGAACAACCCGAGUCCGGACGAUCCUUUUGAGCCCGAUAUCGCUGCGCAACUCAAGGAGGAAAGACCGAAGUUUCUCGCGACUGCGAAGGAGUGGACGAAGAAGUAUGCCACGGGCUCGUGAUCCAGUAUUGUGAACGACAACACAAACGAUGGCCGAUGAAUGACGAACAUGAAGAUGUAUCAGAUAUGUCAAAUGUGCAUUGUAUGAAGAAUUUGUACCGAGUCUCCACUUGCGCUCGUCUAUUCUGAUGAUAGAAGACCGACCAACCUGAUACUACCGAGAAGAAUCUACCAAGCUCUCCGUGAUCUCCCCUGCCUCGACCGCAACAGCAAUCCACUAUAACCCUGCUCUCAUCCUCGCCACCCGAAUCUCACCCAUGACCCCAACACAUCAGGA
Messenger RNA from Stereum hirsutum FP-91666 SS1, 717 nucleotides. RefSeq names its product ubiquitin-conjugating enzyme. The record is from RefSeq and is a predicted model, not a curated record. The annotation marks the transcript as partial. The transcript is spliced from 9 exons. Lineage: Eukaryota; Fungi; Basidiomycota; Agaricomycetes; Russulales; Stereaceae.